Molecule: messenger RNA, 450 nt
Organism: Anopheles nili
Lineage: Eukaryota; Metazoa; Arthropoda; Insecta; Diptera; Culicidae
Product: peritrophin-1-like
Exons: 2
Coding region: 50-319 (89 amino acids)
Cellular component (GO): extracellular region
Molecular function (GO): chitin binding
Source: RefSeq, a predicted model, not a curated record
CUCAGUUGGUUACUUGCUGUUGAAAAGAAAAGGUAGUCAAAUCAAAACCAUGAAAGGUAUUGGAGCACUUAUUUUGUUUGCUACGAUCGCGGUAGCCGUGAAGGCGUCUGAUAUUACCCUGACGUGCCCGGAAACGGACGAUAUUUUCAAUCCAGUGCAUAUCCCACACUUUACCGACUGCUCUAAGUUCUACAAAUGCUUUAACGGAGAAAUGUACGAAAUGGAUUGCCCUGCAGGAUUGCAGUGGAACAUCGAAAAAGAUUUCUGCGAUUAUCCCGAAGAUGCCAACUGUGAACGACCGCUAGAACUGGAUCCUUGAAUAAUUGAUUGAAUUCAACACUCGUUGUUCCAACAAAAACAUUUAUUUCCUCAACGAAUGGUUUAUUAAGCCAGGAGAUUAUAUUAAUGAAUAAAAACAUUUAAAUAACUAAAUAUUAGCUAUCGCAGUUA